Messenger RNA from Closterium sp. Yama58-4, 3747 nucleotides. Lineage: Eukaryota; Viridiplantae; Streptophyta; Zygnematophyceae; Desmidiales; Closteriaceae. The record is from the annotation of a GenBank genome assembly.
AUGGCAUCCUAUGCUGAUAACUUCGCUGCUAACUCUGCUUUUCAAACCUCGAGCAGUCCUGCAACGCCUACCAGGGGCAUUGGCAGGUUCGGAACCCCUCGGACCGUGUUCUCGCCUGCAGCGUACUCUCCUGUGAAGGCUGCUGCUUGCAACGGUGAAACGUUCUGCAGCAGCGUGCUUCUGAAGAGCGUGAGGCCGCUGCUGGAGAAACUGGCCUCCCAAGGCGUCGCUGACGGGCAACACAAGCCCACCUUGAAGGUGCACGUUGUAGCUGACGCGCCUGAUGUGAAGCGGCCUGGAAUCGGCCGCUUCGGAGGCAAGCCUGCUGCUGCCGUGCUCGCACCUGUGGUCGUCAAUGCUGCUCCCGUCACACCAUCUCCUGCUGCUGCAGUCGCACCGACUGCUGUGGUUGCGCCUGUGGUGGUGCCUGAAGUAGCGCCUGCGGCUCCAGUGGCUUUAACCACACCACAGGUGCCUGAAGCGUCUGUUACGACAGAAGCAAUGUCCAAGGGGUCUGCUGAUCCGAGUGAGCAGAAAGCCAGAUGGGACAAGCUGCGUCAGGAAAUUCGAGCAAUGGAUAGUGAAUGGAUGAAAAACUUUAGAGCACGUGCUGCUUACCUGAGGUGGGCCAGGUUGGACCAGGAGAAGUGGGCAAGAGACAUCGAAGCCGCCAUUGAAGCCUGCCUUCCUGCCUGGAUCGCGCCUGGUAGAGCAGUUCCUCCUGUAUCUGCAGCUGCAGCGACUGUAGCAGAGUCCGCAGCACAAGCUGCUCCAUCUGCAGCAUCAGCAACAAUUGUGAAAUCACCUGUUUCGGCAUCACCAGUUAGAGGAGCUUCAGCAGCGGCACAGGAGUCAAGACCUGCUGUUGCAGCAAGGUGUAAGGUGGGGGGUGAAACCGUGAAGGGAAAGAAUGGGUGCAGCAGCAAGGCGGUGAGCACUGGUGUGAAGGGUGGCAAGGAAAGCAGCAAGCCUGCAGUCUCUAACCCACGUGCAGCAGCAGCAGCUGCAGCAGUUGCUGGAUCACGUGGUGCUGCAUCAUCAGUGAGAACAGCUGGCAAGGCCAGCAGCAGAUAUGCUGUGGCGAAGAGGAGAGAGGAGGGUGGCAUACUUCACUCCCCCCUCCACUGCGCAGCAUACUUCACUCCCCCCUCCACUGCGCAGCAUACUUCACUCCCCCCUCCACUGCGCAGCAUACUUCACUCCCCCCUCCACUGCGCAGCAUACUUCACUCCCCCCUCCACUGCGCAGCAUACUUCACUCCCCCCUCCACUGCGCAGCAUACUUCACUCCCCCCUCCACUGCGCAGCAUACUUCACUCCCCCCUCCACUGCGCAGCAUACUUCACUCCCCCCUCCACUGCGCAGCAUACUUCACUCCCCCCUCCACUGCGCAGCAUACUUCACUCCCCCCUCCACUGCGCAGCAUACUUCACUCCCCCCUCCACUGCGCAGCAUACUUCACUCCCCCCUCCACUGCGCAGCAUACUUCACUCCCCCCUCCACUGCGCAGCAUACUUCACUCCCCCCUCCACUGCGCAGCAUACUUCACUCCCCCCUCCACUGCGCAGCAUACUUCACUCCCCCCUCCACUGCGCAGCAUACUUCACUCCCCCCUCCACUGCGCAGCAUACUUCACUCCCCCCUCCACUGCGCAGCAUACUUCACUCCCCCCUCCACUGCGCAGCAUACUUCACUCCCCCCUCCACUGCGCAGCAUACUUCACUCCCCCCUCCACUGCGCAGCAUACUUCACUCCCCCCUCCACUGCGCAGCAUACUUCACUCCCCCCUCCACUGCGCAGCAUACUUCACUCCCCCCACCACUGCGCAGCAUACUUCACUCCCCCCUCCACUGCGCAGCAUACUUCACUCCCCCCUCCACUGCGCAGCAUACUUCACUCCCCCCUCCACUGCGCAGCAUACUUCACUCCCCCUCCACUGCGCAGCAUACUUCACUCCCCCCUCCACUGCGCAGCAUACUUCACUCCCCCCUCCACUGCGCAGCAUACUUCACUCCCCCCUCCACUGCGCAGCAUACUUCACUCCCCCCUCCACUGCGCAGCAUACUUCACUCCCCCCUCCACUGCGCAGCAUACUUCACUCCCCCCUCCACUGCGCAGCAUACUUCACUCCCCCCUCCACUGCGCAGCAUACUUCACUCCCCCCUCCACUGCGCAGCAUACUUCACUCCCCCCACCACUGCGCAGCAUACUUCACUCCCCCCUCCACUGCGCAGCAUACUUCACUCCCCCCUCCACUGCGCAGCAUACUUCACUCCCCCCUCCACUGCGCAGCAUACUUCACUCCCCCCUCCACUGCGCAGCAUACUUCACUCCCCCCUCCACUGCGCAGCAUACUUCACUCCCCCCUCCACUGCGCAGCAUACUUCACUCCCCCCUCCACUGCGCAGCAUACUUCACUCCCCCCUCCACUGCGCAGCAUACUUCACUCCCCCCUCCACUGCGCAGCAUACUUCACUCCCCCCUCCACUGCGCAGCAUACUUCACUCCCCCCUCCACUGCGCAGCAUACUUCACUCCCCCCUCCACUGCGCAGCAUACUUCACUCCCCCCUCCACUGCGCAGCAUACUUCACUCCCCCCUCCACUGCGCAGCAUACUUCACUCCCCCCUCCACUGCGCAGCAUACUUCACUCCCCCCUCCACUGCGCAGCAUACUUCACUCCCCCCACCACUGCGCAGCAUACUUCACUCCCCCCUCCACUGCGCAGCAUACUUCACUCCCCCCUCCACUGCGCAGCAUACUUCACUCCCCCCUCCACUGCGCAGCAUACUUCACUCCCCCCUCCACUGCGCAGCAUACUUCACUCCCCCCACCACUGCGCAGCAUACUUCACUCCCCCCUCCACUGCGCAGCAUACUUCACUCCCCCCUCCACUGCGCAGCAUACUUCACUCCCCCCUCCACUGCGCAGCAUACUUCACUCCCCCCUCCACUGCGCAGCAUACUUCACUCCCCCCUCCACUGCGCAGCAUACUUCACUCCCCCCUCCACUGCGCAGCAUACUUCACUCCCCCCUCCACUGCGCAGCAUACUUCACUCCCCCCUCCACUGCGCAGCAUACUUCACUCCCCCCUCCACUGCGCAGCAUACUUCACUCCCCCCUCCACUGCGCAGCAUACUUCACUCCCCCCUCCACUGCGCAGCAUACUUCACUCCCCCCUCCACUGCGCAGCAUACUUCACUCCCCCCUCCACUGCGCAGCAUACUUCACUCCCCCCUCCACUGCGCAGCAUACUUCACUCCCCCCUCCACUGCGCAGCAUACUUCACUCCCCCCUCCACUGCGCAGCAUACUUCACUCCCCCAACCACUGCGCAGCAUACCCCUCUCCCCCCCCCCACUGCGCAGCAUACCCCUCUCCCCCCCCCCACUGCGCAGCAUACCCCUCUCCCCCCCCCACUGCAUACUUCACUCCGCUGCACUACCCUCCCCGCUGGACAUCCCCUCCCUCUCCCCUCCCUCCGCUACACUUGUCUCCCCUGGACUUGACUCCAUUGCGCAGCAUACCUCCCCUCGCACUUCCCUCAGCUCCACUUCACUCCGCUGCAAUUCCCUCCGCUGCACUGCACUCCGCUGCACUCCACUCGCUGCAAUCUGCUGGACAUUUCCUCCCUCUUCCCCCGUCUCUCCCGCCCCUUCCAUCCGCUCCGCAUCCAGCGCCCUUCUCCUACUCCAUCCGUUGCCCCGCAACCCGUAUUCCCCCUCGCUCCCACCCGCCGCGUCACAUUAG